CCCAUAUAUUAAAACAUGGUCUCUUUCUCAGGGUACAUCCUGAUUCCUCCUCAGGUUCUCAGUGGAGUGUACCUCACCCCUCUUGUAAACCACACCUGCCUUCCUCCGCUCCUGGAAGAUCCGGUUGAAAUAUCAAGUGAUUCGUGCAGUUAUUUCGUCAAUAACUCCUCCUCGGGCGAGGCGGAAGAGUUCCCGUGCACCGAGUGGGAAUAUGACACGUCAGUCUACACCAAUACUCUCACCAGCGAGUUCAACCUAGUGUGUGAGAGGAGCUACCUACGAGCCACUUAUCAGAGUAUUAACAUGUUUGGUACAACAUUUACCUGUUUGGCAAGCGGUUACAUCGCCGACAGAUUCGGCAGGAAGGCCGUGGUUCUGGUCACUCACCUGACCUAUGCCACCCUUGGCUUCUGCAUCAGCUUCGCCAGCAACUUCUCUCUGAUCCUCGCUCUCCGGUUCAUCAUGGGAUGCGUAGGACUCCCGACGAUUUAUAUUCUAGCGCUGGAGGUUUGCGAAAUCAAGCACCGAUCCGUGGUGGGAAUUCUGAUUGGACUUCCUUGGGCCUUUGGUACCAUGGCGUGGGGGGGAGUGGCUUCCCAGGUCAGAGACUGGCGGUGGCUGCAGCGCUGCGUUAUCUUACCCUUCGCCUUCUAUAUUCCCUUGCUAUUCAUAAUGGACGAGUCACCCCGCUGGCUGAUCGUGCGGGGGCAGUUCGACCGCGCCCGGAGGGUCCUGCAGAGAGCAGCUCGCUGGAACAAGACUCAGCUCCCGUCUGAGGAAGCCCUGAACAAUCUCAUGUUGGACAUCAGGGGAGAGUUGGUGGAACCAGAGAAGCCGGUGUUGAAAGAAAAACAAAACCGAAGGUGGACGUCUUUAAAAACACCAUUGCUCUGCAGAACUCGCUCCUUGCGCAUCAUCAACUUCAUCUUCAGUCUCAACCACUUCAUCUCCGAACUGGUCUUCUACGGGCUCAGCCUCAGCGGCUCCAACUACAGCGCCGACCCCUUCAUCUACAUCGUGCUCGGAGGCCUGAUGGAGAUCCCUGGAUUCUCUCUGACGGCGCCCAUCAUCAAUCGCUUCGGGAGGAAGUGGCCCACCAUCUGGGGAUACGUGCUCAGCGGCAUCGCCAUCCUCUUACUCGUGUUCAUCCCUGACAACAUACAAUGGCUGGUGAUGACGCUGGCAAUGUUGGGAAAACUCUGCAACAGCGGUGCUUUCAUGAUCAUCUUCGUGUACAUAACCGAGGUGCUGCCCACGGAAGUGCGGCUGCAGGGCGUGAGUGCCGCCAUCAUGACGUCCAAAGUGGGCGCCAUGGUAGCCCCCUACGUCACGGACUAUGUGGGGCCUCUCGUGCCAUGGGCGCCCUCGGUCAUCUUCGGCGUGUCGUCCGUCGUGGCGGGCGUGGCUCUGCUGCCCAUGCACGAGACCCUGAACGUGCCCAUGCCCGACACCAUCGAGGACGUGCCCGAUAUCACACUCAAGCCUACAUUAUUCAGGAGAAAACCAGAACUGAAGGUGGAUGAAGUAGAAGAGCUUAACAAGGAACCAGCGUAAUGUGAAGUCAACCCAUAUCAGAUUUUAUCAAUAAUUGGCCUUACUCUUCGCUCAGAAAUUAUAGAUUUCCUGUUGUCCGUAUGCAGAUGAUGCCGAUGGAUUUCUGGAAAUUCAAUCAUGUACAAAAAUAUUGCCUUAUGAUAAUUCUGUUUGAUAAAUUUCGAUUAUAAUUAUUUUCAAGAGAAUGGCAAGGCACUCUACCAUGUUGAUAAAUUGGCAGAGACACUGAUAUGUAACUUUUAAUAAAUUUCUUAUGUUUA
Penaeus vannamei (Pacific white shrimp) is the source of this 1814-nucleotide messenger RNA. The record is from RefSeq and is a predicted model, not a curated record. NCBI's taxonomy places the organism in Eukaryota, Metazoa, Arthropoda, Malacostraca, Decapoda, Penaeidae.